Molecule: messenger RNA, 663 nt
Organism: Microthlaspi erraticum
Lineage: Eukaryota; Viridiplantae; Streptophyta; Magnoliopsida; Brassicales; Brassicaceae
Source: the annotation of a GenBank genome assembly
AUGAGUACAAACUCAGACAAAAGAGCCCUUGAUGAUGAUUCCAAAAACGAAAGCUCCAGAUCAGAAAAGAUCGCAAAAACAACAGCGAGAAAGCUUGACUUUGAGAAAACAGAGGAUGAUGAUGCAUUGCCUCUAGCUUGUUCUAUUUGCAAACAACCAUUCUUGGAUCCAAUUGUGACAAAAUGCAAUCACUACUUCUGCAAGCAUUGCGCUCUAAAGCACCACGAGAAGAACUUGAACUGUUUCGUGUGUUACAAGCCAACUCUAGGGGUUUUCAAUACAGCCGUGGAGAUCAAGAAAAACAUAGCUAACGUACAAGAGAAAGCCAAAGCUAUGGUGAAGGAAGUGUCGACGAUGGUGGAGAAGGCAGCUAUGUUAGUGAAGAACGCGGAGGCCAUGGGGGCUGAGUCGGCGGAGAUAGUGGAAGAGGUUGAGACAAUGGUGGGGAUAGUGGAGGCCAACGGGGCAGAUUUGGUGGCAAAUGCAUCGUGGGAUUCGCUUAUAAGAAUGGUGGAAAAUGUGGAGGUCGUAGCUGCGAGCGCGAGGGACAUGGCGGAGAAGGCGGCGGAGAUGGUACAAGAAGCGAAUGCCAUAACGGAGAAGGCUAGGGCAGAUAUGGCCAAGGCGUUGGUUGUGAUCAGGAACGUAAAGUGGGAUUUGUAA